AUGACCACAUCUCGUAAAUCACAUACGAAAGGCAGCAAAGUUGAUGGCGAACAGGAUUUGGCGGACUUGAAGUUUAAAUAUGACCUGCUGACGAAUGAGCUGUUCCAUUUAAGGGAGUUUAUUUCACUAGUGGACUACGAUCCAACGCAUUUCAACGACUCGGAAAGUUUCCACAAAUUUCUUAAGGAUACACACUUGUCGUUGGAGGAGGGACGAGAAGAGCCUACUAACGGCCUUGAGGAUACAAUUAUAGCUGCCAAUCUCACUCAUAGGAGGCGUAACCUCAGGACAUCAACAGUUGUCAGUUCAGAUGCCAUUAACGAGAAAAAGGACGAUAUAGAACUGAAGCUGGAAACUAUCGCGCCUUUGGUUCGAAAUAAAUGUGAAGAACUGAAAAGUAAACUGAACGAUAAUUCAAGCAUCAAACACGUGGUACCACAAAAGAGACCAAUAUUGCAUUCAAAGAAAAGAGAAGCUCCCAAAGCUUCCAAGUUAAAAACUGAAAAAAAGGAAGAGAUAUCACUAUCACUUGUAAAUAAAGAUGAACAGAAACAUAACCAUAUCGCAAAGGUAGAAGAGACUUCCGAAAACUUCACAAUAAACUAUGCUUCUGACUCCUCUGACAACGCUAGUGAACACUACAGUGAUAAUUUCUAUUUCACCACAUCAUCAGAAGAGGAAGACAUAAAAAAGAAAAGAGGCAGAAAGAGAAAAAGACCAAGAAUAAAUUUAACGGUCCAUCCCCCAAAACAAACGAUAACAAAUCCCUCCCAUGUAAUUAAGCCGGAAUAUAAAAACUUGCAUGAAUACAUGAAUUCCUUCAAAUCUUUAGAAGAAGAUUUAACGUUGGACGAGUAUAAUCAAUAUAUUGAUGAACAGAAACAAAUGUUGUUGAGAAUUAAAAAAGGAAUCGAAAGUGGUACAUUGAAGUAUGACAAAGAAACAGACUCACUGCAACCUUUAACAUCAAAGGAAAUUAAAAUUAUUUUAGCAUAUAAACCAGACCCAAUCUCAUAUUUUUAUAAACAACAGAAUCUGCAAGUUCACCGGGACCAUUUGAUUAAUCAAGGUGUUCACAUGAGUAAAUUGUUUAGAAAUUCGACAAAGGCAAGAAUAGCAAGAGCUAAGAAAGUCUCUCAAAUGAUCGAACAGCAUUUUAAACAUAUAGCUGGCGCAGAGGAAAGAAAAUUGAAAGAAGAGGAAAGACAUAAAAAGGGUUUAGCAAGGUUCGCUGUUCAAGCCGUUAAAAAAAGAUGGAACAUGGCUGAGAAAGCUUAUAGAAUUUUGAGGAAAGAUGAAGAAGAGCAGCUAAAGAGGAUUGAGGGUAAACAGCAUUUAUCUAAGAUGCUGGAGAAGAGUACACAGCUGCUAGGUGCUCAACUAAACCAAACAAAUGAAGAUGGAAAAGAGGGCAAUUUGUCGUCUAAUUCAGACGAUAUAUCGAGUGAGAGUGAUAUUGGUAUGGAUGAUGAAUUGUCAACAUCCUCUUCUGAUGAUGAAGAAGUGGGUGCUGAUAUUGAGUUGGAUAAUAACAACCAAGCCUCAACAGAAGCCACUCCAACAGAUGAGUCCUUGAAUCUAACACAGUUGAAGGAAAAAUACGAACAUCUGAAUGGUUCGUCGACAGUAUAUGACUCGAGUAAUGCAGACGGAAAGUCUCCCUUAUUGGACGAACACGACGAUGCAAAUAGUGAAAGUUCUGUAAUGACAGGAGAGGAAACGUCCGAAAACUCCUCAUCCGAAAACGAAAGCCAAAAAGAAACCGAGGAUAGAUCUGAUGAUAGAACCCCUUCUGUCGGGCUAAGUGCGUUGUUUGGUAAGGGUGAAGAAUCUAAUGAAGAACUAGAUCUUGAUGACAGUGAAGACUUUGCAACGAACAACUCUUCCUCUGCAGAGAGCGAGGAGGUCGAUCAAAGAGAUGAAGCAGAUAAUUUGGGCUCUAAUGCAGAUAAUGUAGAGAAAGUUGAACAUACCGAGACUGGAGAUGGAACCGAUGUGAACGAUGUUGAAGAAGAAGUCCCCAAAAAAAUAGAAGAAGAACAAUUAUCAGUGGUGGACGUACCAGUGCCAUCUUUACUAAGAGGAAAUUUGAGAACAUAUCAAAAGCAAGGUCUAAAUUGGCUAGCCUCGCUUUACAACAAUCAAACAAACGGUAUACUAGCCGAUGAAAUGGGGCUGGGUAAAACUAUUCAAACGAUUUCUCUGUUAGCAUAUUUAGCGUGUGAAAAAGAAAAUUGGGGGCCACACCUUAUUGUCGUUCCUACAUCUGUUUUACUAAAUUGGGAAAUGGAAUUUAAAAGAUUUGCUCCCGGCUUCAAAGUUUUAACAUAUUACGGCUCUCCUCAACAGCGUAAAGAAAAGAGAAAAGGUUGGAACAAGCCGGACGCUUUCCAUGUGUGCAUUGUUUCUUACCAGUUAGUGGUCCAAGACCAACACUCUUUUAAAAGAAAAAGAUGGCAGUAUAUGGUAUUGGAUGAAGCUCAUAACAUCAAAAACUUUAGAUCGACAAGGUGGCAAGCUCUUUUGAACUUCAAUACACAGAGAAGGUUGUUGUUAACUGGUACGCCUUUACAGAAUAACCUUGCUGAGCUGUGGUCAUUGUUGUAUUUUUUAAUGCCACAAACAGUCAUUGAUGGGAAAAAAGUAUCGGGAUUUGCGGAUCUUGAGGCAUUCCAACAAUGGUUUGGACGCCCUGUCGAUAAGAUUAUUGAGACCGGUCAAGGCUUUGGACAAGACAAAGAAACAAAGAAGACAGUGGCCAAGUUGCAUCAAGUUUUACGUCCAUAUCUUUUAAGAAGAUUAAAAGCAGAUGUCGAAAAGCAGAUGCCGGCUAAGUAUGAGCAUAUUGUUUAUUGUAAACUAUCUAAAAGGCAAAGGUUUUUGUAUGAUGAUUUCAUGUCUAGAGCUCAAACGAAGGCAACUCUGGCCAGCGGUAACUUCAUGUCUAUCGUCAACUGUUUGAUGCAAUUGAGAAAGGUGUGUAAUCAUCCUAAUUUAUUUGAAGUGAGACCCAUUUUGACCUCGUUUGUUCUUGAUCAUUGUGUGGCUUCCGAUUAUACCAGCAUUGAAAAAACUGUAGUUGAUCUCUUCGAAAAAAGCAAACAAUUCAAACAGAUUGAUUUGGAUUUUAUGAACUUAGUUUUUGCUAAUAAUGAUCACGACUUAACUUCCUAUCAUGCUGAGGAAAUUUCGAAACUAAAAUGUGUCAAUGAUUUUAUUGAAGAGGUUGAUAAACUGAAAGAAACUAAUAAACAACUUCAAAAGGAAUACGAAAACACUUCAUUGAACUUUCAAGACGCAAAUCAAUACUUCCAAUAUUCUAAGCAACGGAAAGUUGAAGGAACACUUGGUAUGCUGAACUUCUUGAAAAUGGUUAAUAGGCUAAGGUGUGAUAGGAGACCAAUAUUUGGUAAGAACUUGAUUGAGCUAUUGACCAAAGAUGAUAUGAUUGGAUACGAGAAGCCACGGAUCAUUGAUGACGGGUUGAUAAAACCUUUGCAAACCAGACUGUUGGACAAUAAAAAGAUCAUCGAUACCUUUGCAGUUCUAACGCCAAACGCCGUCUCAUUGGAUAUGAGAAAGUUAACGCUAGGAUUAAACGAUGACAGUUUAUUAGAUGAUAACACCAAGUCGGAGGUAGUGGAGAAUUGCUUUGGAGUGGCCAACCCACUACAUCAACUACAAACCAAACUAACAAUUGCAUUCCCUGAUAAAUCCUUGCUUCAAUAUGACUGUGGUAAGUUACAAAAAUUGGCAAUAAUACUACAACAGCUCAAGGACAAUGGCCACAGGGCCCUUAUUUUCACUCAAAUGACAAAAGUUUUGGACGUCUUGGAACAGUUUUUAAAUUAUCAUGGUUACUUGUACAUGAGAUUAGACGGUGCCACAAAGAUCGAGGACCGUCAAAUCCUAACAGAGAGAUUUAACACUGAUUCCAGGACUACAGUGUUUAUUCUAUCCAGUAGGUCAGGGGGGUUAGGUAUUAAUCUAACUGGUGCAGACACCGUUAUCUUUUACGAUUCAGAUUGGAAUCCAGCCAUGGAUAAACAGUGUCAAGAUAGAUGUCAUAGAAUUGGUCAGACCCGGGAUGUGCAUAUUUACAGAUUUGUCAGCGAACAUACCAUUGAAAGUAAUAUUCUGAAAAAGGCAAACCAAAAAAGACAACUGGACAACGUUGUUAUUCAAGAAGGUGACUUCACCACCGACUAUUUCAGCAAGCUUUCCGUAAGGGACCUACUAGGAUCCGAACUACCCGGGAACGCUCCAAAUGAGGACAAGCCACUAAUAGCAGACGCAGGCAUGGCUGCCGAGGACCCCAAACAGCUGGAAAAACUAUUGGCGCAAGCUGAAGAUGAGGACGACGUCAAAGCCGCCAAUCUGGCUAUGAGAGAAGUAGAGAUCGAUAACGAAGACUUUGACGAAACCGCAGGAAGGGCAGCCGACGAACAAGAGGAAGAGGAGGUCGCCGAAGUGGAUGAGUAUGAAGGUACGGCCCAUGUUGACGAAUACAUGAUCAGGUUUAUCGCCAACGGCCACUACUACUAA
This is a messenger RNA of Saccharomyces eubayanus, 4545 nucleotides long. It is a transcript of the gene SWR1, whose product is annotated as chromatin-remodeling protein SWR1. The record is from RefSeq and is a predicted model, not a curated record. The transcript has a single exon. NCBI's taxonomy places the organism in Eukaryota, Fungi, Ascomycota, Saccharomycetes, Saccharomycetales, Saccharomycetaceae. Gene Ontology annotation, molecular function: ATP binding; ATP-dependent chromatin remodeler activity; histone binding. The coding region runs from base 1 to 4545 and encodes 1514 amino acids. Gene Ontology annotation, cellular component: Swr1 complex.